Plasmodium inui San Antonio 1 is the source of this 1725-nucleotide messenger RNA. RefSeq lists its product as hypothetical. The record is from RefSeq and is a predicted model, not a curated record. The coding region runs from base 1 to 1725 and encodes 574 amino acids. NCBI's taxonomy places the organism in Eukaryota, Apicomplexa, Aconoidasida, Haemosporida, Plasmodiidae. The transcript is spliced from 3 exons.
AUGACCCCUCUGAAAGUUAUUAGCAGGCAGCGCAGCCGCUUUAGUACACUGGCGGCGCUGAAGAAAAAGUGGCAGGACCUGAGCUCUUACAUAACAAAGGAAAGUGACAUGUCCCACUGGAGGGAGCUGAACGCCAAGCUCUUCGAGGCAGAGGUGCUGGUACAGAAGCAGGAGCGCGAGGAGUAUCGGCGGAUCGACUGGGCCGCCUGGGCAGAGAAGAUCAGCAAUAAGGAGGCUCUCACGUGCAUGAAGAAGUUCUACGACCACCAAAUGGACGUCCUGGACGAGCUGGACCAGAGCGAGGGAAAAGAAGCGAAGGAUAGGAAGAAGAGCAAAGAGGAUGAGCUGUUCGAGGAGGCCCUAAAAAACUGCCAGGAAGCCGAAAAGGCGUCAGCCAAGCUCCUCAUAGACGGAGCGAAAACCUUGUGGAUAAACUUCCAUAACCCACCAGUGAGCAAUCUCGAUAAUAACGAAUGGAUUGACAGUGACCUCUACUGGCAAGCAUUUGUAGAAAAACACGCCACGUAUAAUCUGAACAGCAAAACAAUAACCCCGGAAGAUGAGGAAAACAAAAAUAUCGAAAAAAACGAGUGGAUGAAAAAAACGACAAAGUUUAACGAAAGAAGUGACACCCCAAUACUGUAUGACUAUAUGAUUAAUCUCCCCUCGUGGGAACACUACGAUAUCAAUCGGAGAAUCUUCCUCGAAAAUAUGAUUUACUUCUUAUUAAGGACAGGAUUAAGUUAUAAGUUUUUCCCUGAACUGUUCAGGUGGAAAUGGAAAACACACAUUGAAGAUUUGCGCUUCCAAUAUUUGGAGGUUGCCCAGAGGAGGAGAAAAAAUUACCAACUUGUCACAGCAAAGAGGGAAGUACCUCUUGAACUUCAGCCAUCAGAUUAUGAACACAAAGGAGAUGAGUAUCACUUGAAGCUUCUCCAACAUUUUAGGGAUUAUCAAAAUUUAGUUCUUUCUCGCCUUAUGGGUAAUUACAUUUUUUUGUGUGAUCCCUUCAUUCCGGUGCAAACUGAGCAGAUGUUACAACACGUGCUCAGUACCUACGAGGGAGGGAAACUAUUCAGACUGUCUAAUGACCAGGUGAAUUGUCUCUUCUAUCUGCCUCCACCUUGUGAUGAAAACAAAACGACUGUGCAAUACAAACCGCUUGACGCACUGGACAAUUUUUUUCACUACUUAAAGGGAAAAAAUAUUAAGCUAAACGAUUCCUAUUUUUCCUUUUUAAAAAUCAUUUCUCAAGUUUUACAAGAAAGGGGGCAAUACUGGCUGAACCUUCCCAAUGAGAAUUUCGCUGACUCCUUCCUAAGACGAUACAACAAGGACGAUUCCAUGUUCCCUGUUUUUGUUGACUAUGUUGCGCAGUUGAGAGAACAGUUUGACAACAGAGUGGAGAUCCCACCCGACAUGUAUCAGGAGGAAGUUACCCGCAUUGAGGAGAAAUACCUGGAGGAGUGCUCCUUCUUUGACAAUUUUGUUAGGGCAUUUUUAACCGAGGACAUUGCCCUCUCCCAUGAGGAAGGAGCGGUUCCCAAUUUGGUUAAGUUGGACACCAACCAAAUUAAGAAGUUGCUCAGCGAGGGGAAGCUCCGCGUGGUGCACCCCGAAACGCGAGAGGAGGUCCGAGACCCCGCCCUCGUCGCGGAGCUCGCGCGCCAGCAGGAGGCCGAGCGGGCGGAAAUCCACGAGUUCGUGAAGUCGCUCCCGAUUUAG